AUGAACUCGCCCGUGGACCCCGGCGCCAGGCAAGCGCUGAGGAAGAAGCCGCUGGAGCGGACGCCCGAGGAUUUAAAUACUAUUUAUUCUUAUCUUCAUGGAAUGGAAAUAUUAUCAAAUCUCAGGGAACAUCAGCUUAGAUUAAUGUCUGCAAGAGCACGCUAUGAGAGAUACAGUGGCAAUCAAAUUCUCUUUUGUUCAGAAACAAUUGCCAGAUGUUGGUAUAUCCUUCUUUCUGGAUCUGUACUUGUGAAAGACUCCAUGGUCUUACCUCCUUGCAGUUUUGGUAAGCAGUUUGGAGGAAAAAGAGGAUGUGAUUGUCUUGUAUUAGAGCCUUCAGAAAUGAUUGUGGUGGAGAAUUCUAAAGAUAAUGAAGAUAAUAUUCUACAAAGAGAAGUUCCUGCCAGGCAGUCUCGACGAAGGUUUCGAAAAAUUAAUUAUAAAGGAGAACGCCAAACUAUAACUGAUGAUGUGGACAUUAAUAGCUAUCUUUCUCUUCCAGCUGAUCUUACCAAGAUGCAUCUCACAGACAGCCCUCAUCCACAGGUGACUCACGUGUCUUCUAGUCAGUCUGGCUGUAGCAUUGCCAGUGAUUCUGGAAGCAGCAGUUUAUCUGAUAUUUAUCAGGCUACAGAGAGUGAGGUAGGAGAUGUAGAUUUAACGCGCCUUCCAGAAGGACCUGUUGAUUCUGAGGAUGAAGAGGAGGAAGAAGAAGAGAUUGAUCGAACAGAUCCAUUGCAGGGACGAGAUCUUGUUCGAGAAUGUCUUGAAAAAGAACCUGCAGACAAAACCGAUGAUGACAUCGAGCAGUUACUUGAAUUUAUGCACCAGCUCCCUGCCUUUGCAAACAUGACCAUGUCAGUAAGGAGAGAGCUCUGCUCGGUGAUGAUUUUUGAAGUGGUGGAGCAAGCUGGAGCAGUCAUUCUUGAAGAUGGGCAAGAGCUUGACUCAUGGUAUGUUAUUUUGAACGGCACUGUAGAAAUUAGUCAUCCAGAUGGAAAAGUUGAAAAUCUCUUUAUGGGAAAUAGUUUUGGAAUUGCUCCCACUCUGGAUAAGCAGUACAUGCAUGGAAUUGUUAGGACUAAAGUAGAUGAUUGUCAGUUUGUCUGCAUAGCCCAGCGGGAUUAUUGGAGAAUUUUAAAUCAUGUAGAAAAAAAUACCCAUAAAGUUGAGGAAGAGGGAGAAAUUGUUAUGGUACAUGAGCAUCGGGAGUUAGACCGGAGUGGAACCAGGAAAGGACACAUUGUAAUCAAGGCAACACCUGAGCGUCUCAUCAUGCAUUUAAUAGAAGAACAUUCUAUUGUGGACCCAACUUACAUAGAAGAUUUUCUAUUAACUUAUAGGACAUUCCUUGAAAGUCCUUUGGAUGUUGGAAUCAAGCUACUAGAAUGGUUUAAGAUUGACAGUUUAAGAGAUAAGGUGACGCGGAUUGUAUUAUUGUGGGUAAAUAAUCAUUUUAAUGAUUUUGAAGGUGAUCCUGCUAUGACUCAGUUUCUAGAAGAAUUUGAAAAAAAUCUGGAAGAUACAAAAAUGAAUGGUCAUCUCCGGCUGUUGAACAUUGCCUGUGCUGCAAAGGCUAAGUGGAGACAGGUUGUGCUGCAGAAGGCUUCCCGGGAGUCACCUCUGCAUUUCAGCCUCACUGGAGGAAGUGAAAAAGGAUUUGGUAUUUUCGUUGAAGGAGUAGAACCUGGUAGCAAAGCUGCCGAUGCAGGACUGAAGCGUGGUGACCAGAUAAUGGAAGUAAAUGGACAAAAUUUUGAGAAUAUUACGUUCGUGAAGGCUCUUGAAAUUUUGCGGAAUAAUACUCAUCUGGCACUUACUGUGAAGACCAACAUUUUUGUGUUCAAAGAGUUGCUCAGUAGGACCGAACAAGAGAAAUCUGGUGUCCCUCAUAUUCCCAAAAUUGCUGAAAAAAAAAGUAAUCGUCAUUCAAUCCAAGAUGUACCAGGAGAUCUUGAACAGACAUCACAGGAGAAAGGACAUAAGAAAGUUAAAGCAAAUACUGUUUCAGGUGGAAGAAACAAAAUCAGGAAGAUUUUGGAUAAAACCCGGUUUAGUAUCUUACCUCCAAAACUAUUUAGCGAUGGAGGCCUGAGCCAGUCACAGGAUGACAGCAUUGUGGGGACGAGACAUUGUAGACACAGCCUGGCUAUAAUGCCUAUUCCUGGGACACUCUCAUCCAGCAGCCCUGAUCUUCUACAGCCGACCACCAGCAUGUUGGACUUUUCCAACCCUUCAGAUAUUCCUGAUCAAGUUAUAAGAGUUUUCAAAGCAGAUCAACAAAGUUGCUACAUUAUCAUCAGUAAAGAUACCACAGCUAAAGAAGUAGUUUGUCAUGCUGUCCAUGAAUUUGGCCUGACUGGCGCAUCUGACACGUACUCUCUCUGUGAAGUCUCUGUUACUCCUGAGGGUGUCAUAAAGCAAAGAAGACUUCCAGACCAGUUCUCCAAACUAGCUGAUCGAAUUCAACUCAGUGGAAGGUACUAUCUAAAAAAUAACAUGGAAACAGAAACCUUGUGCUCAGAUGAAGACGCGCAGGAACUGGUGAAGGAGAGCCAGCUGUCCAUGCUGCAGCUCAGUACCAUCGAGCUGGCCGCCCAGCUGUCCAUGAGGGACUUUGACUUAUUUCGUAAUAUUGAGCCUACUGAGUACAUUGAUGACAUUUUUAAGUUGGACUCAAAAACGGGAAAUACUCACUUGAAGGAGUUUGAGGACAUUGUUAACCAAGAGACAUUCUGGGUUGCCUCAGAGAUUUUAACAGAAUCAAAUCAGCUCAAACGAAUGAAAAUCAUUAAGCAUUUUAUUAAGAUUGCACUUCAUUGUCGAGAAUGUAAGAAUUUCAAUUCCAUGUUUGCAAUUAUAAGUGGCUUGAACCUGGCACCUGUAGCACGGCUCAGAGGUACCUGGGAAAAGUUACCAAGCAAAUAUGAGAAACAUCUCCAAGACCUGCAAGACCUUUUUGAUCCAUCUAGAAACAUGGCAAAAUACAGAAAUAUUCUUAGUAGUCAAAGCAUGCAGCCUCCAAUUAUUCCACUCUUCCCUGUUGUCAAGAAAGACAUGACAUUUCUUCAUGAAGGAAAUGACUCCAAAGUAGAUGGUUUAGUAAACUUUGAGAAGCUACGAAUGAUUUCCAAGGAAAUCCGUCAAGUUGUUCGAAUGACUUCUGCCAACAUGGACCCAGCUAUGAUGUUCCGACAGAGGAAGAAGAGGUGGCGGAGUCUGGGGUCCCUGAGUCAAGGCAGCACAAAUUCAAACAUGUUGGAUGUUCAGGGAGGUGCUCACAAGAAAAGAGCUCGUCGCAGCUCUCUGCUUAAUGCCAAGAAGCUGUAUGAGGAUGCCCAGAUGGCGAGGAAGGUGAAGCAGUACCUGUGCAGUCUGGAUGUGGAGACGGAUGAGGAGAAGUUCCAGAUUAUGUCGCUGCAGUGGGAGCCUGCCUAUGGUACCUUGACCAAGAAUUUAAAUGAGAAAAAAUCAGCCAAAUCAUCUGAAAUGUCUCCGGUACCUACAAGGUCAGCGAACCAGACAACGAAAGCCCACUUGCAUCAGCCCCACAGAGUGAGCCAGGUGCUUCAGGUGCCAGCUGUUAAUCUGCACCCCCUGAGGAAGAAGGGCCAGGCGAGAGACCCCGCCCUGAAUACAAGUUUGCCUCAGAAAGUUUUAGGACCAACAGAGGAAAUAAGUGGUAAGAAACAUACAGAAGACACGAUUUCUGUGGCGUCGUCUGUACAUUCUAGUCCUCCAGCGUCUCCUCAGGGUUCCCCUCGCAAAGGUUACACACUUACACCAUCAGCUAGAUCUGACAACUUGUCCGACUCCAGCCAUAGCGAGAUUUCCUCUCGGUCCAGCAUCGUGAGCAACUGCUCUGCUGACUCCAUGUCUGCAGCUCUGCAGGAUGAGCGCUGUUCCUCCCAGACCGUGGGAGUCCCUGAGUCCACUGGGACAUUCGAAAAGGUGGAGCACCCCUCGGGGAUAGGAGACCACGGUCAUCUUGGACCUGGGUGGACACUUUCGAAGCCAUCUCUAAUCAAGGGUUUAGCUGUCUCGUCUUCUAUGAGCAAUGAAGAGAUUUCUCAUGAGCAUAUUGUUAUAGAAGCAGCUGACAGUGGUCGAGGAAGUUGGACUUCCUGCUCAAGCAGCUCCCAUGACAACUUCCAAAGCCUUCCAAACCCAAAAAGCUGGGACUUUCUGAACUCUUACAGACAUACACAUUUGGAUGACUCCAUUGCUGAAGUUGAAUCCACUGACUGUGAGCCCUAUUCCUGUCCGAAAGGUUGCUCUAGAACUUGUGGGCAGUGUAAAGGAAACCUAGAGACCGGUCAUUUGAGACAGAGUUGGGCCUCCUCCAGUUCUCUGUCUGACACUUACGAACCAAACUACGGGACAGUUAAAAGGAGGGUUUUGGAGGCUACCCCCGCAGAGUCAUCAGAUGGCUUGGACCCACUUUAUAAAACAGUCACUUCAAGUACAGAAAAGGGCUUGAUUGUGUACUGUGUCACCUCACCCAAGAAGGAUGGUAGGUAUAGGGAGCCACCUCCUACUCCUCCAGGAUAUGUGGGAAUUUCUUUAGCCGACCUAAAGGAAGGACCCCACCUGCACCUAAAACCUCCAGAGUAUAGUGUGGCCGUGCAGAGGUCAAAGAUGGUGCACAACAGCCUCUCUAGACUGCCAGCCGCCUGUCUCAGUGGCAGCCCCGUGGCCUGUGUCUCAUCGAAGAUUGUAACUCGGCCUCAGAGGCAUAAUGUGCAGGCAUCCCAUCCUAAACUAGCAGAUGUGACUGAUCCAGAUAGCGAAGCAGAUGAAAAUGAACAGGUGUCAGCAGUCUAGCCUUUGUGACGCAUUUGAUGAUCCCUGCACGUCAAGGGGAGUGGACGGACCUGUGAUUCUGCU
This is a messenger RNA of Chinchilla lanigera (long-tailed chinchilla), 4887 nucleotides long. RefSeq names its product Rap guanine nucleotide exchange factor (GEF) 6 (gene Rapgef6). Lineage: Eukaryota; Metazoa; Chordata; Mammalia; Rodentia; Chinchillidae. Bases 1 to 4824 code for a protein of 1607 amino acids. The transcript has 29 exons. Gene Ontology annotation, molecular function: protein binding; guanyl-nucleotide exchange factor activity. The record is from RefSeq and is a predicted model, not a curated record. Gene Ontology annotation, biological process: small GTPase-mediated signal transduction; positive regulation of ERK1 and ERK2 cascade.